Messenger RNA from Aspergillus saccharolyticus JOP 1030-1, 1357 nucleotides. RefSeq lists its product as uncharacterized. The transcript is spliced from 2 exons. The record is from RefSeq and is a predicted model, not a curated record. The annotation marks the transcript as partial. Lineage: Eukaryota; Fungi; Ascomycota; Eurotiomycetes; Eurotiales; Aspergillaceae.
CCGCAUUCUAAAGUCGCCGUGUCAUAGCGGGGGACUCAACUGGGUCUAGCGUCGGACUAUUAAGGCAAAGCGCAAAACUGCCCGCUCGACAGCGGCUUGUAUUGCUAUCGAUAAGUCGCGCGCUUGUUGCAACAAUGGCCUUGUCUCGUCUGGCUGUAUGUAUUACUGAUUUUGUAAACAUCGUCUUCGUUAUGACACGAACUGUGAAGCUGGCCUUUUCUAGAAUCAGCCCGUCAGAAAUUCCUAUCGUGGAUAUCAGCGUUAGACUACUCUGCAAAACACAACGAUAUUAGUGGAAGACGGAGCGCUUAUACUGGGUCAUGGCUACUAUGCUCUCCCACAUUCUUUCUUACAGUGGAAAGAUGUCCCGAAUCAGAUACUAUUAUCCCCCCCAAUUCCUGAGGCGGGGAAGACGGUCAUUGUGGCUAUUAUCAUUGAGCAUCUUCAACAAUCGACUGAGGACAUGAACGCUGGGGUAGCAUACACAUACUGCACGUAUAAUGAGCGCCAUACAGUGAGCGAUCUGGUUGCUUGUUUGUUGAGGCAAUCGGGUCUCCAGCUUCGUUUUCUUCCGCAAGAGGUCAGUGACUUAUAUGAGUCUCAUUGUCUGCAGAGGACUCUUUCUCGCAAGGAAGCCUUGUUGCAGGCUCUCGUAUCCAUUAUCAAUUUAUCGCCGCACGUGUCCAUCGUCACUGAUGCCCUUGACGAGUGUCAGGACGAACAAAUCAGAAGAGAAUUCCUUGACUUCCUCAAGGUGGUUGGCCAACGGGUAAACCUUUUGGUCACUUCCCGACCCCACCCUACAGUUGAGGACUCGCUUAGGGGAGCUCUACAAGAGAAGAUUCAGGCACCAGCACAGGACAUUGAGGCUUGUGUGGGAAAAGAAACAGCCAGCACGAAGUUCGUUUUAUCGCGACAGUUGCCUCUGGUACCGCAGCUUCGCGCUAGUACCAUAGAAGAGAUCGUGAGCAAGAAUACUCCCAGGUUCUUACAUACUCGGUUCCAUAUAAACCAUCUAGCUGCCGAGCAUAAUCUUCGCAGUCUCUACAAGGCUCUGAGGGAGCUUCCAAGAACCUUAGGCGAGAUUUACAAGGAGACGAUGCGACGAUUGAAGAAGCAGAACGCAGAGGCCGUCCGGUUGGCCGAGAAAACAUUGCUCUGGAUAACUUAUGCCUCACGGCCGCUUAGGAUACAGGAAUUUCAGCAUGCGUUGGCCGUGAGGAAGGGCAAUGUCAAUAUUGAUGACAAGGCACUUACUGCACCCAAGUACAUUCUCUCCAUUUGCGUCGGCCUAGUCACUAUCGAUGAAAGGAGCAGCAUCUGUUGCUUGGUUCAUUAUACAGCAUAUGAAUUUUUC